This is a messenger RNA of Cyprinodon tularosa, 2327 nucleotides long. It is a transcript of the gene pphln1, whose product is annotated as periphilin 1. Gene Ontology annotation, cellular component: nucleoplasm. The coding region runs from base 125 to 1330 and encodes 401 amino acids. The record is from RefSeq and is a predicted model, not a curated record. Lineage: Eukaryota; Metazoa; Chordata; Actinopteri; Cyprinodontiformes; Cyprinodontidae. The transcript is spliced from 12 exons. Gene Ontology annotation, biological process: protein localization to heterochromatin; negative regulation of gene expression, epigenetic; negative regulation of DNA-templated transcription.
CGUAUCCGCGUUGAUAAAUUGGUUUUGCUGUGUUGCUAAUGAGAAAAGCUAGGCUAGUCCCACGGCAAGAAUAGAUCAAUAAGAAGGCUGUUUCCCGAAAAAAAACAAAACAACAAAGUUUAAAAUGACAUACAGAAGAGAUCGAGGUGUGCGAGAGGCGUAUGAAGAGCGCUUCUUGCCAGAAAGACCAGGUCCAUAUCCACGAGUAGCUGGAGGCGUUGAGAGGAGAGGCCCAUUUGGAAGGCCGGAGGAUGAGUACGGGCGUGGCUAUGAAGGAGGUCCCCGUUUUUACCCCAAUGGAGGCGGCCCUAGAGGCUACCAUGAAGACCAGAGGGGCUACCAAGUUGAAGGCCAUCACUUCCCUGAACGCAGAGCAAUCCCACCAGCACGGAGGGAAGAGUUCCCAUACAGGGUACCAAGAGAAGACCCUCAUGCAGCGCGACCUUUGGAGUUUGGGGCUCGUGUUCCUCCACCUCACAGUGUGCGAAGUCAGGGCGUCUAUCCAGCACCCAGAUCACUUCCAGAAAGCGGAGAAGAUACAUUAGUGCAAGCCAUCCGCAACCUGGACAGAGGGGAGGACAGAGAUCCUUACAGGAGAAAGACAGCACUGUUUCCUCCCCUAAGAGAACGUUCCCCUGUCCGCCGCGAGGUGGCUCGUUCCCCCCACAGUCGCUCAGGCUCCAGUGUGAGCAGCAGAGGCUACUCGCCAGAGAGAGCCAAGAGCCUGCCUUUUCCAGCACAGCAAGGCAAGAACUUGGACGUUCCAGAGAGUCACACAGGUGUUACUGAGCACCUCUGGGGGGCGCUCUUUCCUCAGACUGGACACGAGACUUUGGGGUAUGAAGAAACUUAUUCUCAGUCCAAGGUAAUUGACAAAAUCCCUGGCCUGUCACGAGAAGGCUCCCCACAAAGUGCAACAUCAAAUAAGGAGGAGAGCCAUCCUCCGGAAGUAGAAAAGGAGGAACCAGUUGCAGCCCCUGUGAUUGAGGAAAGCAAAAAGUCAACUGAGAAUUCAGAAGAGAGGCGAACUAUGGCUAUCGCAGCCAAAGCCAAGGAGAUUGAAAAGGUCUACAGGCAGGACUGCGAGACGUUCGGAAUGGUUGUGAAAAUGCUCGUGGCUAAGGAUCCCAACUUGGAGAAACAGCUGCAAGUUCCUCUCAGAGAGAACCUUGGAGAGAUACGAGAGCGCUGUCUGAGCGACCUUAAGCACUUCAUCAGAGAGCUGGAUGAGGAGGUCCGGCUGCAAGAACCGACAGUCUGUGACUCUGCCACUCCCGCCAUUUCCCAGAAACUCUCAAAGACCGGAGUGAACCACAGCUCAUCUUUCUGAUUUGGUUUUUUGUUUUUUUUUUUCCUGACUCCGCUCCAAUAAUGUGAGGAAUUUUUGGAAUGAUCGGCUCAAAUUUAGGAUUGUUUGGCUGAACGUACUGUAGGUCACAGCAAGCCAUGAAACUCUUCACAGGACUGACCAGUGUUAUAUUUGAAUGGACCCUUUAUUAGGUUUUCUAUGAAAUAUGUCAAAAUAUUCUAAACGAUAUUCUGUUUAAUGUUAAAUUGUUAUUUAAAAUUAAGUCACCAUGGCUCCCAUGGGUUCGGUUUGACGUUCAUUUUUCAAGCAUUUUCUCACAUUUUGUAAGUCUUGUUUUCUGGUAUGUGAAUUGAAUUAUAAAUCGUCAGAUGUAUGUAUAUGUAUAAGUUGGUGCUGCAAAUGAAAAAACUGUUAAAAGAUCAUAUAAAUUUGUACUGUCUUGAAAUAUUUGAAUUUGACUUUUUGCUUUUUAAAAGUGUGCAGUAAACAUGCAAAUCCUAUCCAUCUUUAUAUAAAUCUUAUAUUGCUUAAUUGUUGGCAGCUAUGGUAAAUGAAUACAUGUAAAAGCUUUUUGGCUUUAAAGUUACCAUAUUUUAUUACAUCACUUACUGCUCAUCACCUUGGUUUUAAUUAGAAAUGGAAAAUUUAAAUCACAAGCCUUGCACUUUUUGAAAACAAUGCCACAUGCUUUGUACAUCAAGAUUUAGGCAGUUUGGCCCAUUCUUCUUUGCAGUACAUCUAAAAAUCCAUCAGGUUGGAUAGGAAACGUCUGCAUGGCCAUUUUCAGGUCUGCCAGAGCUGUUCAAUCCGAUUUGAGUCUGGACUCUGGCUUGGACACUCCAGGACAUUAAGGAAGUAUUUCUAAAGCCAUUUUGGGAUCUUGGCAAUGCUUUAGGUCGUUUCCCCAGUCUGAAGUCCAGGGAGCUCUGAAGCAGAUUUUCCAUUCAGGGUGUCUCUUUGCAUUUCUGCAUUCAUCUUUCCUUCUGUCUUGACUACGCUGACAUCUGCAAAAAAAAAA